GGCGCCUUUGAAGGGGGGGUUGGUACUGGGGGCUCUGGAGAAGCCAGGUCAAGGCAGCUUCGAAUGAAGGCAGCUUCGAAUCAAUAUGCACUUCGAAUCAAUUUGCAAUACACGGCCAAGGCCUUUCUUGCCACAAAAUUGAGUAAACACCUCAAUGCUGUUGCAUUUCUGCUAUCCCAGCCGAAGGAAUCGCCUCGAUUCCUUCGCCUGGGGGCUGCCACUGUCCUGCACUCCCACAGCCCAGUCCAUGGAGCCGCGGCCUGUAUCUGUCGCUCCAGCUGGCUCGCCGCAAGCGCCUCCUACGGCUUUGAGUGGACUCUGUCACAUAUGAUGGCGCCACUAGGGUCUGGAGACGAUGGCUGGGACCGGCUACCGGUCGCUUCUACACAGUGUGUCGUGGAUCGCCUCGCUCUGAGCGGUUCCCCCAAAAGGAGGCUUGCAGACGGGAACAGGGGUACCACACAGCUGAGAUACGUGCUCCAUUCUGGAUGGAAGACUAUAGCAAGCUGCAGAAUGACAGAGUCAUCCAAGACGAUUCCAUGGCGGCGCGAUUCGCCUUGGUCCAUCCCCCGCGUCGCUUGA
Messenger RNA from Ilyonectria robusta, 582 nucleotides. RefSeq lists its product as uncharacterized. The record is from RefSeq and is a predicted model, not a curated record. Lineage: Eukaryota; Fungi; Ascomycota; Sordariomycetes; Hypocreales; Nectriaceae. The transcript has a single exon. Bases 64 to 582 code for a protein of 172 amino acids.